AUGUCUUCCCUGGAGAACGGCAAGGAUAUGAGCGGCAGUUCCUCCGACGAGGAGAGGAAAUUUUCUUCCCCUUCGGUGCCGACGCGGCUUCGACAUCCGUUCAGCGUGGAGGCGAUCAUGUCCGGGAGGACUACGGUGGCGCGCCGCGGCGGGGAGCCAGCUCGCUGGAAGGCGGAGGCCGGAUCGGUGGCGGAGUCGCCGCCUGCGGGAUUUGGGUCCGUGUAUGUGUGCGGAGAUGCGGCCGCCCAAAGCCGGAAGAGCUACCCGACAGCGCCGCCGUCGCCGAUCAAGUCCGACACAUCCGAUCCGGAAGACUGGAUGCUCCCCUCUCAACCUCGUCAAGUCAGUCCCACCUGCCAGUUGAGAAAACACAAGUCUAACCGCAAGCCACGCACACCAUUCACCACGUCCCAGCUUCUGGCUCUGGAGAGAAAGUUCCGCCAGAAGCAGUAUCUCUCCAUCGCUGAACGGGCAGAGUUCUCGUCCUCUCUCACCCUGACGGAGACUCAGGUGAAGAUCUGGUUCCAGAACCGCCGUGCCAAAGCCAAGAGGCUACAGGAAGCAGAGCUGGAGAAACUAAAAAUGGUCGCCACGGCCAAAUCGACGCCGACGACAGCGGCGGCGCUGGUUCAGCCCGGCCUCCGGUUGCCACUGACGCUGGGCGCUAUGUCACUGUACGGACAGUCCUUAUCCGCGUAUCACCACAGAGCCAUGUUUCCCUUUUUGCCGUUAGGACUGUACACAUCUCCCCUGGGCUACAGCAUGUACCCCUUCUCAUAG
Nerophis lumbriciformis (worm pipefish) is the source of this 780-nucleotide messenger RNA. The record is from RefSeq and is a predicted model, not a curated record. NCBI's taxonomy places the organism in Eukaryota, Metazoa, Chordata, Actinopteri, Syngnathiformes, Syngnathidae.